Messenger RNA from Armigeres subalbatus, 2803 nucleotides. RefSeq names its product calbindin-32. Gene Ontology annotation, cellular component: terminal bouton; cytosol; nucleus. The record is from RefSeq and is a predicted model, not a curated record. Gene Ontology annotation, biological process: regulation of long-term synaptic potentiation; regulation of presynaptic cytosolic calcium ion concentration. The coding region runs from base 491 to 1429 and encodes 312 amino acids. Gene Ontology annotation, molecular function: calcium ion binding. The transcript is spliced from 13 exons. Lineage: Eukaryota; Metazoa; Arthropoda; Insecta; Diptera; Culicidae.
CGGUAGUGGAGUCCGCACAGCGGGAAGAGCCAAGGGAAAACAGAGGAAAAACGAAAUCAAACACCGUUGCAUACCUGUCUCACCUUUCUGUUUUCGGUUUUUCGCGUGGUUUGUUUUCCCUUCUCUGCCCAGCUAGUGGGGCACGCGUUCGCGUUUUGUGUUAGUUGUCGCCGUCUCUAGACGGUGCUCGCGUGUGGUUUAUUACCGGUGUUUUCCAUAUCUGUCUGUGGGGGAAACAAUAAGAAGAAGGAAAAUACACAUUUUAUUAAGCAAGGACGAAUCAAGCAUAUAACACAGACGAACAUUGGUGUUGGCGGAUCUACGCGUAAUCCAACGCGACGCAGGCAAAGCAAAUCGGAAAAGAGAAUAAGGUUUCACAUUCUUUAUUGCAGGUUUCCCCCGUCCGGAAGCCCCCGCUCCUGUCACCCCUCCCGACCGCCUAAGGUAAUCGGCGGACUUCGAAGCGGUCCUCUCUCCCUCCCAUCACACCAUGGAUCUGCAGCAGCAGAAGGUACACAUUGAAAAGGCUCAGAAUUUCAUGCGCCAGUACCGGGAUCCGGAAUCGCGGGAGCUGAAAAAACUGUCCGCCAAUCAGUUUAUGGACGUUUGGAGUCACUACGAUGGGGAUGGAAACGGCUACAUCGAAGGCACCGAGCUCGAUGGGUUCCUCAAAGAGUUCGUUUCCAGUGCAAAUGCGACCGAUCUGGGACCUGAGUCACUGACGGACGAGAUGUUGGUCGAGCUCAAAUCCUGCUUCAUGGAAGCAUACGACGAUAAUCAGGACGGGAAGAUCGACAUCCGAGAGCUCGCCCAACUUCUGCCGAUGGAGGAAAACUUUCUGCUACUGUUCCGAUUCGACAACCCGCUGGAAUCAAGCGUGGAAUUCAUGAAGAUCUGGCGGGAAUACGAUUCGGACAACAGUGGUUACAUCGAGGCAGAUGAACUAAAGAAUUUCCUCCGGGACCUACUGAAGGAAGCCAAGAAGAUAAACGACGUGUCAGAGGAUAAAUUAAUUGAGUACACCGACACAAUGCUUCGGGUAUUCGACGCCAACAAGGACGGUCGGUUGCAGCUCUCCGAAAUGGCCAAAUUGUUGCCUGUUAAGGAAAACUUUCUUUGUCGACAAGUGUUUAAGGAGGGCAGAAUAGACGAAGAAGGCGCUGCCAGACUGACGAAGGACGACAUCGAGAAGGUGUUUUCGCUAUACGACAGGGACAACAAUGGAUCCAUUGAGAAUGAAGAGCUUCGCGGCUUCCUGAAAGACUUGCUAGAGCUUGUCAAAAAGGACUACGACGCACAAGACCUGAACGAGUUCGAGGAGACCAUCCUACGGGGGGUCGGCUAUGACAAAGAAGGCAAAAUUUCCCGCAAGGAGCUGACCAUGAUCUUGCUAGCGCUCGCAAAACAACCCCCAGAGGACGACCAGUAAUAUGGGGAAUGCACUUCUCUCGUUUCGCACCAGCCGCCGCCGCCGUUGCAUCGAUCGUCCUCCAGUCACCACCACCGUCGUCUGUCCAGAGCCGGUUCGCUAACAUCGGCCCUGGCAGUGCAUCCCAUUGCCAAGCUGCGUACGAUGCUCGGUCUAGGGCACCAGCAUAGUCAGCAUGGCAACGGGUCCACCAGCGCUGGCAGCAGCAACUGUCCCGACAACGGUCACCCAACGGAACCAUCGACUUCGGCGUCGGCGUCACACUCCAAUGUAGAAGAACCACCCCUAGCAGCAGAAGAUACCGCAAGUAGUUCAGAGCAACCGCAACAGCUUCUGCCGGUAGUCGUCGUCCACGAUCGAGUCCGAGACUUCUAUCGUCGGAUCAUGCGACGCGGCAAGAAGGAGUAGAUCCAGUAGAACACACAAGCACAUCCAAACAAUUACAAACACCAAACACGCGCAUUAGAUCUAUGCAACAGUAGGUCAGUUCCGAGAUCUGAUCUCCACCAAAACCAUUUUGUAAGAAGCUGAACGAAUAUUGAAGCAAAUUUGCGUCUGGAAUACCUACCACGCGAAAUACCAGGGGGUUUGAAACAUUAUUGGCGAAUCGAUCGAGGAGAACAAACAAAUUUCUGUAAAUUUAAGGAUCAUAAAACGAAGAUGACUGGGCUGUUUGAUUCACAGCAACCCAGUAAGUGCCCUGAACAGUGCACAAUUCAAUCCGUCUUAUGAAAAUUGUCUUUUUCGGGAUCCGAGAUCCAGAAACACAAAACAAAACAAAAAGUAAAAAGAUGAACAAAGUCGUUUUCCCAACCCAAUUCAAGCUUCGGCCCGCAUAUAACUAAAAUUUGUCUUUCAGUCCCUUCGUGGUUCUCAUAUCACUUUUCUAUGCACUUAGAUGGAACUAUAGAAUUGCUUGGCGCUUUCAUUUGUUAUCGUUGGUCGAACCGAUUUCAUGUCUUUUGUGAUCCAUUCUGAAUCUGGAACUUUUAAAUCAGCAAUAUUUCGAGAUUGUAGGAACUGUAGUUGUAGGGAUGAGGCGUAGUGUCAAAAUUGACAAAAAAAAAUACGGGACCUUUUAGUUUUAUAACAAUCAUCCGAAUGACAUUGUUUGCUCGAAUACCAUUAAUCCGAAUGUAACAAAUACCCGAUUUCAAACCCCCGAACAGACAUCGGCAGAAAUUGACUAUUGACCUGAAUGGGAAAAACAGGUGCAAUACUCGACCUACAUAGCCAAUCAUUUGCCUUGAAAUUCCUUGGAAUUAUCAAGAAAUGAAUGACUACUUCCUAUUAAACAGUAUUUCCUCUGAGCUGUGCAUAAGAGUAUAUCUACAACGUCGUUAUAUCUAUGCGUGGAGUAUUUUAAUGCUGUAU